Molecule: messenger RNA, 763 nt
Organism: Laetiporus sulphureus 93-53
Lineage: Eukaryota; Fungi; Basidiomycota; Agaricomycetes; Polyporales; Laetiporaceae
Product: acyl-CoA N-acyltransferase
Exons: 7
Coding region: 1-519 (172 amino acids)
Biological process (GO): protein acetylation
Molecular function (GO): N-acetyltransferase activity
Source: RefSeq, a predicted model, not a curated record
AUGUCGAACACCACGUUCUUUAUUCGCCCGGCUCAGGUCGAGGACGUGGACUCCAUUUUUCAGCUGGUCGUCGCGCUCGCGACGUACGAAAAGGCCGCGGACUCGGUCAAGGCGACGCCCGAGUUGCUCCGCCAAAACCUCUUCUCCACGCCAUACGCACACACGCUGCUCGCCUUCGCCGGCUCGCCGGACAGCCCGGGCGCAGCCGUUGGUAUGGCUCUCUACUUCUUCAACUAUUCCACCUGGACCGGAAAGCCCGGACUCUAUCUGGAGGACCUGUACGUCGAGCCCGAAUACCGCAGUGCGGGCAUCGGCAAGGCACUCUUCUCCGAGUUGGGAAGAGUCGCACAGGAACGGAACUGCGCCCGGAUGGACUGGUCCGUGCUCAAGUGGAAUCAACCCUCGAUCGACUUCUAUGAGAAGCGGCUGGGCGCGACGGCUAUGUCCGAGUGGAUGGGCAUGCGCUUGGACGAGGACGGGAUCGAGCGGCUUAAGCAGCUCGCGCCGAAUGCGACUUGAUGCAUGGAGUAGAUGUCUUGUAUUUAUCUCUAAAGAGAGAGCAAGAGAAAAGAAACCAGCAGUUUCUCCCGGACACGCAUAUGAGCGACGGAACACCAGUCACUCUCAAACGCGCAUGUGCUUCGUCAUGAUUGGCAUUGCAAUUGGUGGUAUGAUAUGAUAGCUGUAGGGCGGAUGUGAUGGUGGUAAAACGAAGAAAGCAGUAAGAUGCAACACGACCCCCCAGGAGGAUUAUAACGGUCAU